Molecule: messenger RNA, 2255 nt
Organism: Anoplopoma fimbria (sablefish)
Lineage: Eukaryota; Metazoa; Chordata; Actinopteri; Perciformes; Anoplopomatidae
Gene: taf6l
Product: TAF6-like RNA polymerase II, p300/CBP-associated factor (PCAF)-associated factor
Biological process (GO): RNA polymerase II preinitiation complex assembly; transcription initiation at RNA polymerase II promoter
Cellular component (GO): SAGA complex; transcription factor TFIID complex; SLIK (SAGA-like) complex
Molecular function (GO): transcription coactivator activity; protein heterodimerization activity; RNA polymerase II general transcription initiation factor activity
Source: RefSeq, a predicted model, not a curated record
AGAAAAACGUCAUAGACUUCAAAAAUAGACAGAAUGCGCUCUCCAAUGUUGCCUUAUUUUGAAGGGUGUAACGGAUGUCUUCCUCUCUUAUGCUUGCUACCUUGACACCGUCAACGGGGCGCCUAGUGUUUAGAGCAGCUACGUUGAUGCAAACUUUCCCUCUGACUCUCAUGAUACUCGGCCAACAGCCGUUCUAGCUACAAGUCUCCCCGUCGUAGCUGUGAGCAUGGCGGACCGGGAGGAGCGCCGCUUCGCAGAGGUUUCCCGGGAGUCCGUCAAACUCAUGUCCGAGAGUGCAGGCGUGGAGCUGGGCGACGAUGUGGCCGCUCUGCUGGCCGAGGACGUGUGUUACCGGCUCAGAGAGGCAACGCAGAGCAGCUCUCAGUUCAUGAGACAUGCCAAGAGGAGGAAGCUGACGGUGGAGGACUUCAACAGAGCUCUGCGCUGGAGCAAAGUGGAGGCCAUAUGUGGCUACGGGGCCCAGGAUGCUCUCCCCUUCCGCUCGGCAAAAGAAGGGGAGCUUUUCUUUGUCGAGGACCGGGACAUCAACUUGGUCGAGUUGGCUCUGGCCACCAACAUCCCAAAGGGCUGCGCUGAGACCCUGGUGCGAGUGAACGUGUCUUACCUGGACGGGAAAGGCAACCUGGAGCCUCAGGGGACAGUUCCCACAGCAGUGCAGUCUCUGUCGGAGGACCUGCUGAAGUACUACCAGCAGAUCACUCGGGCCAUCCUGGGAGAGGACCCCCACCUCAUGAAGGUGGCUCUGCUAGACCUCCAGUCCAACUCCAAGAUCGCUGCCCUGUUGCCAUACUUUGUUUAUGUCAUCAGCGGGGUGAAGUCAGUGAGCCACGACCUGGAGCAGCUCAACAGGCUCUUGCACAUGGUGAAGAGCCUGGUCCAGAACCCCUACCUGUACCUGGGCUCGUACGUGCGCAGCCUGGUCUCCAGUGUCAUGUACUGCAUCCUGGAGCCGCUGGCCGCCUCCAUCAACCCGCUGAACGACCACUGGACCCUCCGGGACUAUGCGGCCCUGCUCCUCAGCCACAUCUUCUGGACUCACGGGGAUCUGGUGAGCGGUCUCUACCACCAGAUCCUGCUGUCCCUCCAGAAGGUUCUGUCCGACCCGGUGAGGCCGCUCUGCUCCCACUACGGAGCCGUGGUGGGGCUUCAUGCUCUGGGAUGGAAGGCUGUAGAGAGAGUGCUGUUUCCACACCUCCCCGCCUACUGGGCCAACCUCCAGGCCGUGCUGGACGACUACUCUGUUUCCAACGCCCAGGUCAAAGCAGACGGACACAAGGUCUACGGAGCCAUCCUGGUGGCAGUGGAGCGUCUGCUGAAGAUGAAGGCCCUGUCUCUGUGUCAGCCAGCAGAGGGGGGCUCCGGCGGUCCACCGGGCUCUGCUGUGGGUGCUAUGGGUUACAGGGUGAGUUCCCCCGGCCUCAGCCCCCCCCCAGAGCCCCUGUCGGAGGCAGUCCUGGGCAUCGCCAGCCACCUUCAGGCGGGCGGGGCCGGCUGUCCCUGGGAGGAGUGGAGCCCGGUCCCUCUCCCCGCCAUGUACUGUGAGCUGUACUCCUUCUUUGGAGACAGCCUGGCGGUCCGGUUCAGCACGGGGCCGGGGUUCGGCAGCUACCCUCCCUGCCCGUCGACGCAGCUCGGUGAUGCCAGGAAGGAACCCUGUGGCCCCGCCUCCAACCCCGACACCGCCCGGAAGAUGCCCCAGCUGACUGCCAACCUCAACAUCAGCCCAAGGCAAGAUGGGAGCCCUCGCACCGACCCCCCCCCCAGCCUGGCAGCGACCGGAGCAGGAAGGUCCCUGGCUCGCUCCUCUUCCUCUGCCUCCUCCUCCUCGGUGCAGCGCUCCAGAUCUUCCUCGUCACGUUCGGGCCAGCGUUCGGCCGGUCCAUCUCGAGACGUUUUCCCCAAAGCUCGCUUCACCUCCCCUCAGACGGGACUUCCUGUGUUCUCCUUCCUCAUCGGCGGGCGGCAAAUGGGCCGCCGUUGCCAAGGGCGCCGGCCUUUCCAAACCACUUUCGCCCCAACUCCGCCCAUUCCUGCCGUCCCGCCACGCGCCUACGCACACAAGCUGCCCGUCAUCGGCAGAGUGGGCAAACCUGUGCGCCGGUGGGCGUGUUCCCAUUACUCCCUUCACCUGCCUCUCUAGAGAAGACGCUCUCAGAACUGACCUACUACAAAGCCGGUUUGACUGCUACAGACUUCUACACACCCAUACUCCAUACCAAUAACCCAUCUUUUGU